AUCGUGGAUUCUGCGCCAGCUCUGUUACUGGACGCGCCCUCACUUCCGAGUGUGUUGGGGGUUAGAGUAAAUAAUAACACCAUCAGGGGGCUUGUGUCUGUGUUGCCAAGAGAACGCGGUGUGAGGAGUUCAGAUGGCGCAGGUCUCGCGUGCUUUUAAGCAGUCAGUUUGACGACUUAUUGAAUGUGACAAGACAUGAAUAAACCCAAAAUGGCGUCUGAAAAAAGUGCUUCCCGGGUGCUGAUGUUGCUGAGUCAGCUGGAGAGGCUGAAUGAGGAGCCCAGAGUCUCUGAUAAUGAAGCCAUCCGGCAGAUCACAGGCAAACUCCUUCACCUCAUCCAGACUCAAGAGAAGACCCGUAAGGAGGUGGUGUCUAAAGGCUCUGGUGGGAUGGAGAUCAUUCUGUCAUCUCUGGAGAAUGCACAGGAUUUGCAGACCACUCUCAACAUCCUCGCUAUCUUGAAUGAACUGCUGACAGUGGGUGGAGGCCGCAGGACCGGGGUGUUUGUGUCUAAGGGAGGAACAGCGAUUCUCCUGCAGCUGCUGGUGGGCUCCAGCAAAGACCCUCCGGCUAAUGAGGAUCUGAUGCUCCACAUUCAUUCUCUGUUGGUCAAAGUCGGCCCCAAAGACAAAAAGUUUGGUGUAAAAGCACGUCUGAAUGGGGCUCUGAAUGUGACUUUGAAUCUGGUGAAGCAUAAUCUGCAGAACUACAAGCUGUUGCUGCCAUGUCUUCAGGUGCUUCGGGUCUACUCAAGCAACUUGGUAAAUGCAGUGUCGCUGGGAAAGAGUGGCGCUUUGGAGGUCAUGUUCGAAAUCAUCGGACCCUUCAGCAAAAAGAGCACCACUCUGCUGAAAGUGGCCUUGGACACACUAGCUGCAUUACUGAAGUCUGGAAUGAAUGCCCGUCGGGCAGUGGACAGAGGUUAUCUUCCCACACUACUCGCAAUCUACCAAGAUUGGCACCGCAAUGACACGCGUCACCGCCAUGUGGUCAUCCGCAAGAGCAUUCUGGGAUGCAUCAAAAAUCUCACUAACAUUAAGCUUGGCAGAAAGGCCUUCAUAGACGCCAAUGGGAUGAGGAUCCUUUAUAACACAUCCACUGAGUGCCUGUCUGUCCGGACACUGGAUCCGCUGGUCAAUACCUCCAGCCUGAUUAUGAGGAAGUGCUUUCCAAAGAACCGCCUACCACUGCCUACUAUUAAAAGUGUCUUUCACCACCCGCUACCACACAUACCAGCUGGUGGACCGGUGGCGCAACUGUACAACCAGCCGCCAGGAGUGGAUGAUGUUGUUGAUGAGAGCGAUGAGAAUGAAGCCACAGAGGUCGACACAGAAAACGACACAGAAUAUGACGAGGAUGAAACAGGUCACAAAUCACAGAAUGAUGACAUAGAGACAGAUAUCAACAAACUGCGGCCCAUACAGAUGAAUACACGUCCGUUCGAUGAACUCAGAGCCUACGAGUAUUUCUGUCGGGAAUACACAGAGAAUUUUGAGGACGAUGACUUUGAAAGACCUACAUCUGUCAUCCCUUCAUCAAGCAUUAACUCAGAGCUUCAUCGUCCCAUCAUCAUUCCCACCACGCAGAGCUCCUUUGGGCCUCAAAACAGACGUCCAAUGCGAGAGGACGCCCUGCCACCCAAGUCAGAUUCAGAAUCACCUCUGGAGCUGGACAGCAUUUCCAUAUCAAAAAGACCAGAGGGCAAAUCCGACCCCGAUCUGGUCUGUAGUUUGGGCCGUCUGGUUCUAGAUGGUGGUGUGAAUGGAGGCUCUGUGGAUGGGCUUCAGGAGGAGGGCGGGGAGCAAGCGGUGCUGGAAGUGCCAGACACCGCAGCAUUGUUGCCGCUGCACGAUCCUGACCUUUACUUAGAGAUGGUGAAGAGCACCCGCUCAGUGCCCGCCUACACAGAGGUGGCUUACCCAGAUUACUUUGGGCAUGUGGCACUCAACCUUCGCGAGCCCAUUCUAGAGAGGGUUUAUGGUGUGCAGAGAACAAAGAUCUUCCAGGACAUUGAGAGGCUCAUUCACCCCAGUGACAUCCUUGAUAAAGUUGUGUAUGACUUGGACAAUCAGAGUUGUCCAGUUAUUGAGAACGGGGAGUCUCUCAAGUUCAACUCUAAGUUUGAGUCUGGAAACCUACGGAAAGCAAUACAAGUCAGAAAGUUUGAGUAUGACUUGAUCUUGAACUCAGAUAUCAAUAGUAAUCACUAUCACCAGUGGUUCUAUUUCGAGGUGGGCAAUAUGCGUCCUGGAGUUCGUUAUCGAUUCAACAUAAUCAACUGUGAGAAGUCCAACAGCCAAUUCAAUUAUGGUAUGCAAGUGCUCAUGUACUCGGUACAGGACGCCAUAAACGGCAGCCCCCAUUGGCUUAGGAUGGGAUCCGACAUCUGUUAUUACAAGAAUCAUUUCUCACGAAGCUCCAUUGCAGCCGGGGGUCAAAAGGGCAAAUCAUAUUUCACAUUAACCUUCACUGUGACCUUUCAGCAUAAAGAUGAUGUUUGCUACUUUGCCUACCAUUACCCAUACACGUACUCAAUGCUGAAGAUGCAUCUGCAGAAGUUGAGUGCUUUGCGUACUGCUCAGAUCUACUACAGACAGGAUGAUCUGUGUGAAACACUGGGAGGAAACAGCUGUCCCCUGCUCACCAUCACAGCCAUGCCGGAAUCUUCCAGCGAUGACCACGUCAGCCAGUUCAGAAGCCGUCCAGUGGUGUUUCUGUCUGCACGGGUGCAUCCUGGAGAGACGAACUCUAGCUGGGUGAUGAAGGGCAGUCUGGAGUUUCUCAUGAGCUGCAGUCCUCAAGCCCAAAGUCUACGAGAAAGCUACAUCUUCAAAAUCAUCCCCAUGCUCAACCCUGAUGGCGUCAUCAAUGGAAAUCAUCGUUGUUCUCUGAGUGGGGAGGAUCUGAACAGACAGUGGCAAAGCCCCAAUGCCGAGCUGCACCCCACCAUCUACCAUGCCAAGAGUCUCCUGCAGUACCUCAGAGCUACAGGAAGAACCCCACUGGUCUUCUGUGACUAUCACGGCCAUUCGCGGAAGAAAAACGUUUUCAUGUACGGCUGUAGUAUUAAGGAGACGGUGUGGCAGACCAGCUCCUGUGACCUACACGAGGACCUUGGAUACAGGACUCUGCCUAAGCUGCUUUCUCAGAUGGCUCCAGCGUUCAGCCUGUCCAGCUGCAGUUUUGUAGUUGAACGCUCCAAAGAGGCCACAGCGCGUGUGGUGGUGUGGAGAGAGAUCGGAGUGCAGCGCAGUUACACCAUGGAGAGCACGCUGUGCGGCUGUGACCAGGGCAAAUACAAGGGCCUCCAGAUCGGUACAAACGAAUUGGAGGAAAUGGGUGCUCAGUUUUGUGUGGCUCUGCUCAGGCUAAGACGAUUUACAACCCCCUUAGAGCUCCACAACCACAACUCCCAUCUGCUGGACAUGGACAGCGACCUAAUAGAGACCCGCAACAUCCCCAACAUCACCAGUCCCACCACAUACGUGUUGGAAGAAGAUGAGCCAGCAUUCCUGGAGGAAGUCGACUACAGCGCAGAAAGCAAUGAUGAGAAUGAACCCGAUCUUGAACCUGAUCUCCAGGAUAACCAUGCCCUCCCGGACCUUCAUUCUGACUCAGAGUUGAGCCGCCAAGACUCACUUAACUGAAACUAAACCAGGCUUACUUUAGUGUAAGGCUUUAGCUGAUCUCACCUCUCGUUUGCCUGUGUACUACGUCACCUGUGUUUGCCUAAUUGCCUACUUUAUAGAAACUUGUUUGUUCAGAAAAUUGACCUGAAUUAGAACUUCAAGAUCGGCUUUCUAACAAAAAAACAUUACAUAAUGCAGAAGAUUCUUACGAGACCACAAUGCUUAUAGAUGCUUUACAAGUUAUAGUAUUAUUCGUAAUGUUACAUAUUAAUCAGGAACAGGUCAUUAUUAAAACAGAGGACAAUUUUUGUCGUUAUUUUUAACAAUGUUUAACUUUAUAAAUUCUGUGGAACACAAACGUAGAUGUUACAAAGAACCUUCACACUUUUCUGUUACAUACAACAGUUUUAAGGGAUAGUUCACCCAAAAGUGAAAAUCUGCUGUUCAUUUCUCAGCCUAAGCUCAUCCAAGAUGUCUUCAGUCACAGAAGUUUUUUUUUUAGCUAAAACUGUGGUUGAUUCAUAAAAUGCAAGUCAGUGGCUGCUGUCACUUUAAAGUGUCAAAAAGCACAUAUAGGCAACAAAAAUUGAAUGCUUGUGACUCCUGAUGAUUAUAUUAAAGUCUUACGAAGCAAAACAGACGGUCUGUGCAAGAAACUGAACAUUAUUUACAUUAUCUGUAAUGCAUAGCCUCAGACAAACAGCAAGUGUGUUCACAACUCUAGAUAAUAUUCAGUUUAUUGCACAGACUGAUCAUUUCACUUCAUAAGAUAUCUUCAGGAGACACGGGUAUUAAUUUUGUCUUGUCUGUAUAUGAUUUUUGACUCUCAAAGUGACAGUAGCCAUUGACUUGCACUUUAUGAAUCACCAUGAACCAAAAAAUCAUCUUUACUGUUCUAUUGAAAGUCAACUGCAUCUUGGAUGCCCUGGGUGUGAGUAAAUUAACAGCAUAUUUUCAUUUUUGAGCGAACUAUCAUUUUAAGCUCUGGUUUAUGUUCCACAGAAAAGAAUUUGGAAGGACAUGAGAUUAAAAUAUUGAAAAGUUGAAAUCUAACAAGAAAUUGGAUGAAAAUAUAAAUUAUACUCAUUAACAAAAAUUGAAAUGUUACGUGCUAAACGUUCUCUAAUUUGAAUUUGAAAAUUCUGGUGCUAUAUUAUAAAAGGCCAUGACCAUAAAUACUGAUGUUUCCUUGAGUCACAUUUCAUGUUCAACAGCUCUUACCACUAUAAUCCUAAUGCAACACAAUGUACGGUCAUCUAACAAAUUACAGUGUCACAUAACUUUACCAUGAGGAUAAAAUCAAAACUGCACGCACAUAACAACGCCUCACAGUACAACAAUGCAGUCUAAUGAAUGUAACGUCACCCUUAUUCUCACGAGAAACGCUCACCUGCGUGCUUCCUGUGGCAUCCUGAUAGGAUCGCCGCGAGGUCGCAGUGCUACAUCAGUAUUGUUCGUGCGAGUGCGUGUUCACGGCACAUUUUGUGGCUGUGUUUGCAUUUUAAUUGGGAGAACUUCUGUAUUUUAAUUUAGAUGUUAAUAUUUAUUUGUUGCAUUUGUAUAAGUAGUGCAUGGUUUUUGGAAGUUGCCUUUUUAAUUUAUUUUAUUAGUUUUAUUUGUUUAUUGGGAGAAAAGAGAGGUCAAACUUGAUUUUGACGCUGGCGGUACAGCGUGUGUGAGUGUGCUUGUUUGUAUUCGUGUUUGUUUGAUGUCAGCAGUUGGCCAAAGUACUAAAUGUGUGUAUGCGGUAGAGAAAAAAUGUAUAAGUUUGGUUGUGUUUGAAUGUUUGUCAAUCUUUGAUUGAAAGUAUGGGUAAUAAACAACUAAGUUAAACUGA
Molecule: messenger RNA, 5467 nt
Organism: Labeo rohita (rohu)
Lineage: Eukaryota; Metazoa; Chordata; Actinopteri; Cypriniformes; Cyprinidae
Gene: agtpbp1
Product: ATP/GTP binding carboxypeptidase 1
Exons: 26
Coding region: 196-3648 (1150 amino acids)
Biological process (GO): proteolysis; protein side chain deglutamylation; C-terminal protein deglutamylation
Molecular function (GO): metallocarboxypeptidase activity; zinc ion binding
Source: RefSeq, a predicted model, not a curated record